AUGUUGCUAAAUCAGAAAGUUGAACAAUUAGAAGAAGAGCUUGAAAUCUUUAAAAAUCCUGUCACAAACAAAAGAUCAUUGCAGCAGUUGAGAAAAGUGGAGAAGGAGGCAGAACAAAAAGCCAAUGAGAAAAGACAAAAAAAAGAAAUAGCUCUUCAAAAAAAAUUAGCUCAUGAAGCUGAAAAGGUGCAAAAACAAGAAGCGCAAAGAAAAAAAAAGAGGAUACGGAACAUUGCAUCAAAUUAG
Molecule: messenger RNA, 246 nt
Organism: Cetraspora pellucida
Lineage: Eukaryota; Fungi; Glomeromycota; Glomeromycetes; Diversisporales; Gigasporaceae
Source: the annotation of a GenBank genome assembly